Hypoxylon trugodes is the source of this 1365-nucleotide messenger RNA. RefSeq lists its product as uncharacterized. Bases 281 to 1351 code for a protein of 356 amino acids. The record is from RefSeq and is a predicted model, not a curated record. NCBI's taxonomy places the organism in Eukaryota, Fungi, Ascomycota, Sordariomycetes, Xylariales, Hypoxylaceae. The transcript is spliced from 2 exons. Gene Ontology annotation, cellular component: cell division site; plasma membrane; growing cell tip.
UCCCAUUUUCGAUUAGCCCUCACUACUACACUAAGUUGCAGCGCAGCCCUGAAAUGCGUCCGAAUUCGUUAACAUUCUACGAGAGUAAGGCAACUACUGGAAAAUGCGUGUGGGAGUUGAACUUGAUUUGAAACCUGCCGCGCCCCUUCGCGACAGAUACCGAUAACCCAUGUCUAUCAACGGGCGGGGAAAGCGGCUAAAAGAUCUUUCGUAGGUGGUGAAUAUCUCUAUUCUCUCGAGCACUCUUCGAUCAAAUCAGCAUAUCAAAGCGAGCUCUAAAAUGGACUAUACCGCGUCGACAAGAGAGCACAGAGGCCUAGUCGGAAGGGAGGUACUACGGCCAGUCCUAAAGGAUUCAAACGCGGUUGUAUCCUAUUUCGACAGUAGGCCUAAGUUAGCUAGAGCUCAUUUGCUGGACCUCGCUGCCUUCUGCUUGUUAAUAGCCACUGUAGCUCUUCUCAUCGUUGUGUCGACAAUUGUUCCCGCAACUGCGGGUAAAGCUUGGCUUUCCAUAAGCAAUGAGACCGGAAUAACUUCAUUCGGUACGAAUGUGGCUGUUUUAAGAUUUGGAAUUUCUGGAUACUGCGUCUCGGAGACUCCAGCAUAUCCUUAUGAUUAUUUCAGUCUUAUUGAGUCUCUGGGCCAGCAGAAAUGCAAUAACGUGGAGCUGGUAUAUGACCCGAUAUCAGCGGUGACGGUUGGGAUAAUCCCGUUUCCUACAAUUCUUAAGGUCUUCGAAAUUGAUGCUGCCGAGAGGAAGCUUUCGCCUAUGAAGGUUUUGCAUCCUUUCGCGGCGGCACUCACCUUUUUGGCAUUGGUAUUUGCAGCAUUGCCUUGUUAUCUACCCCCUAUAUCGCCCUUAUUAUUGGUGGUAUUGGCUUUUAUAGUUGAAACUGUGGGCAUGGCCGGAACUUUUGUUCUAUUUCGCAAUAUCAAGACCGUCUUGUCUGGGGAGUUCGGAAUAACGGCCGAAUAUGGAGGAGGCUUAUGGUUCUCCGCAGUAGCCACGAUCUGCGUUUUUAUUGCGACUAUCAUUUUAAGCAUUCUCUGGUGGCGUAAACGUCAGGCCCCUAAGAAAAUGGAUGAUCGCAACGUGGUAUAUGAUGGGCAACCCGAGAUCUAUGAGCAAUGGAAAUGGGUCGGGCCGAACGAAUUGGACUCACAUCGCGAUGUCGAGCUAUCACAAGGGACAUAUGCUAAUCGCCAUGAAUUAGCAUAUCAAUGUUGGGGCUCUCCUCAUGAGCUAUGCACGGAUGCAACAGCCGGCAGGUACGAAUUGGCGGGGGGAUGGCAAACAGAUCGUGAGAUGGGAGGCGCACGGGUAGCGAACACCGCUAUGUCUAGGAUAUAGACACCGGAGGAGGG